Messenger RNA from Dothidotthia symphoricarpi CBS 119687, 836 nucleotides. RefSeq lists its product as uncharacterized. The transcript has a single exon. The record is from RefSeq and is a predicted model, not a curated record. The coding region runs from base 41 to 688 and encodes 215 amino acids. Lineage: Eukaryota; Fungi; Ascomycota; Dothideomycetes; Pleosporales; Dothidotthiaceae.
CAGAACUGGAACUGGAAGAGAAAAUAUAAGGUAGGAUACGAUGUCACCAAUCCCAGAAUGCAUCUACCCGCCUUUUGAGGUCGAGAUCGAGGGGAAUGCAGAGUGGUUUGUGGAAGAGGAGGCGAGUCUGGUCCCCAUCCCAGACAGCCCCGUUCCUACCCUCCCUGCGAGUCCAGUAGUUGAGAAGGCGGAUAGGGAUGUAGACGUAGACACCCGCCCGAUUCCCGUUCAAGACACCCCUAUGGAGGCGGAAGCAGAAGCAGAACCACAUAUCCCGGACUACGAGGAUGAAAACGGAGACGUGUACACGCACAGCAAUGCAGAUGAAGAAUGGGACACGCCCUUCCCCGCUCCACCUCUCCCUCUAACCCCUCCCUCACCACUCUGCAUAGAACUCAUCGCAAUCCAAAUCCAAGACACCCCACCCACAGUGCAGACCAAAUACGAAGACACCACCCCUUUCUCGCCGCCACCCACGUCUUCCCUACUCUCAGUCCCAUCCUGGUCUACGAGCGAUUCUGCAUCUCCACCACCUUCCCCUACUCAUCUAGCUGUGGACUGCACGCCCACGCUUCCUCCUACUGUGGCUUUCUGCUCGGCUAUGUCUACGCCUACGUUGACUGUGGGUGUGAAGAAGCCUGUGGGUGGGAAAAUUGCGGCGUUGAUUGGGAAGAUGGGACUGCAGUGAUGGGUUCUAGGAUGUUUGGGCUUUGGUGGGGGUUGUUAUGUUUAGUUUUGUUCUUGUAGUUUGUAGAAUGGAGUGUGUUUUUGGAAUUUGAUCUUGAUUUCUUGGCUUGUAUAAUGCUUGUGAGUGCGAUGUUGGUGGUUAGUAAAAC